Acanthamoeba castellanii str. Neff is the source of this 4275-nucleotide messenger RNA. RefSeq lists its product as uncharacterized. The record is from RefSeq and is a predicted model, not a curated record. The coding region runs from base 1 to 4275 and encodes 1424 amino acids. NCBI's taxonomy places the organism in Eukaryota, Discosea, Longamoebia, Acanthamoebidae. The transcript has 7 exons.
AUGUCCUUCAGAACAUUCGGUAAUUCGCCCGCGAAGAAGGCCACUGAUUUCGGAGGGGGCGGGACCAACGGCUGGGCCAACUCCUCCACUGGCGACACAGGGCAACAGCAGCAGCAGCGACCACCCCAGUUUGCCCCUACGUCCUCUGCUGCCCGCUUUGUGGGUGCGGGCGUGCCUGCCACCACCAUGCCAUCGCUGCCUCUCGCAGCUCCCGCCGCACCCUUCUUGCCCACUGCUCCUCCCACCAGUACCGGCGGGGCCAGCCACCUGGUGGUGGGCAAUGUGGGCCGGGCGGCGCCGGUGAUGUCGCUCAUGAGCGGCGUACGGUCGGCCGCGCCGUCCGCCACGGCCCCGCUGCGUCCUCCUCCCUUCACGCCGUCACCCGCGCCCACCUCCUCCCUCGCCAAUCUGCAGCGCGCCGCGCUACCUACCACGACCCCCACCAGCAUCAGCAACAGCAGCUCCACCACGAUCACCUCCUUCGCCGUCGGCCCCGCCCACGCCUCGUCGUCGUCCAUCUCCUUCUCCGCCGCUCGCCCUCCGCCCCUCUCUUCGAGCAACUCAUCGACCACCUUCUCGCCCACUUUGACGACGGCGCCGCGUCGCGUCAUCCCCGCGACCCGGCCCGUGUCUCAAUUCAUCGACGGCCCGACCACAUCGCCGACCGCGGCGGGGUCUUCUUCUUCGCCGCUGCAGUCGUCGGCGGCGUCGUUUGGGGUGGCGGCCGGCCAGCGCGGCGGCAGCGUCGACACUGCGCUGCCGUUCCCGCCCGAGUCGUUCACGCCCGAGAACCUGCUGCCCGCCACCGCCGCCGCUCCGCGCUCGCCGGCUGCCGGCGCGGCACCGCUGUCACGCAUGUCGUCGCCUCCCCGGCAGUCCCCUGCCGCCGCCGCCGCCGUCGAGCACUACCAGCAGCCGCCGCAGCAGUGGAUGCCUCACCCCCACCAUUACCAACCGCCGCAGCAGCCGCAGCAGCAGCAGACGAUGGAGGACGAUGAUGACUUCAUACCGUUCGCCUCGCAGGAACCCGCCGUGCCCCACCAUCAGCAGCAGCAUCAGCCGUCCAUGCAGCAGCACCAGCCCUUGGCGGCUACGGGCGGUGGUGGUGGUGGGAGCUGGACGGGACCUCCUGCGGCGCACACCCACGCACCGCAGGCCCGCGGCUCUGCCUUCGGGGCAUCCCACGCUUCCUUCGGCCGUCCGGCCCUCCACCAGCAGCAGCCGCCGCACCAGCAACUGCAGGGCAGCCCGGUCAACCGGUCGAGCCCUCAGCAGCAUCAACAGCAGCCAGUGCACGAGCAGCAGCAGCAGCAGCAGGCGGCAGCGCCUUCGGUGGUUGUCGCGCCGUCGGAGACGGUCGAGGCCAUGCACGUCGACCACAACAAUCCGCCUCCUUCCGCUGGCGGAGGCGAGGUUAUGCCGCCGCAGCCCGAAGCGGCCACCGGCGACCACCAUCAGCACCAGAAGCAGCACCCCAUGGACGAUGCCGCCAUGCUGGCCGCGGCAGCCUCAAUGGACCUGAUGGACGAGGAAGCCGCCCGCCACCAGCAGCAGCAGCAGCGCGAGGAGCCCACGGUCGUGGAGGCUGAGCCUGAGCCUUCGAAGCCGCAGGAGACCCACAGCGCCAGCGGCAGCACCCCUCCGCACCAGCCGCCGCCGGAGCAGCAGCAGCCCGUGGUGGUGGUCGUGGAAGACGCCUCCCGCUCCGCCGCUUCUUCAUCGUCGUCUUCGUCUUCAUCGUCGACGCCCGCCGCUGCCGUCUCUUCGAAUGCUGCGAGCUUGACGCCGCCCUCGGCGCCCAAUCCCUCGCAGCAGGCCGCAGCAGCCGGUACGUCGCCGGUGCGGAGUCCAACCAGGAUCGCGCUGCCGUGCGCGUCGCCCCUCCGCCCGCAGAAGCACCAGCUCACCUCCGACCCCGACGAGCUGAAGCGGUUCAUCGCCGAGCGGGAGCGGGAGAUCGGCAUCCUGCGGGACAUGAUCGCGCAGGAGAAGAGCCAGGCGCGCCAUUUCCAGAUGGAGGUCUACGAGCGCGACCGCAAGGAGCGGGAGCUGGAGGACCGCCUCAAGGAGCUCACCAGCACCAUCGCCUUCAAGGACAAGGAGGUGCUCGAGAUCCAGCACGAGCUCGAAAAGACCCGCAAGGAGACCCUCGCCGCUGCUGCAGUCUCACCGGUCAAACAACACGGCAAGGCGUUGACCACGACCAGCGUUGACGCCACGUCAGCAGCGUCGUCAACGGGGGUCAACAAGGAGAUCGCGCUGGCGCAGGCAAUCGAGGGCGCGGUCAACACCGACAACGACCGCCUGUUCGAGUUCCUGCUCGAGGACUCGAUCGACAGCCUCACCGAGUCCCAGCCGCCCGACGAGGAGGACCUCCUCAACGGCGCCUCCGAUCUCAAGGGCGGCCGCAAGGGCGCUGCCACCUUCCGCUCGCUCAGCAAGAAGGCCACCGGCGGCGGCGAGCACACCAUUCGGCCCCUCAAGCUCAACCCCACCGGCGCCCCUCCCCCGCAGCCCAUCAAGUCGGCGAUGGCCAAGGCCAAGACUGCGGCGGCCAACGGCAGCGCCGACGAGCAGGCGACGGCGACGGCGACGGCAGCCAAGAAGGGAGGCGGCGGCGCCACGUCGACCACCAGCAACAGCAACCCGGCGGCGCCCAACAGCAGCAAGAGCCCGAAGAAGGUGCGGAUCGCCACGCCGCCCCAACCGACGCCGGCCGGGCGGCCUGCCAGCGGCGGCCGACGUGGCAGCGCUGGCCAUCGACGCGCAGCCGACAGCAGCGCCAGCCGGCCGUUCCCCGACGACGCGCCGGCGAGAAGCGCCGCAGACGCGUCUGUCGAAGACGAGAACCAGCGACUGCGGGCGGCGCUGACGCAGAUGAAGGACAAGUGGCGCGGCGUCAAGCGGGCCAUCAGCGGUGGCGCCGGUGGUGGUGGGGAGUCGAGCGUCGAUCGUGAGGCCCUGCGCGAGGUGGUGCGCGAGACCCACAACCUGCGGGCCGACCUCCGCGACAUCCUGCGCGAGGAGCUCGCCGCCUUCAGCCACACCCUCCUCCCCUCCGCCACCGCCGCCGCUACCACCACCUCCAUCGUCGCCGACGCCGCCGAAGCCGGCGCUGACGCUGACGCCCAGCCGGAGCCCAAGCGCCGGCGCGUCGACGAAGAGCAGCAGCCAGCGGCGGUGGUCGAGGCCGAAGCCAUCGCAGUGAUCGACGAUGCGGAGGCGAAGGCGAAGGCGGAGAUGGAGGAGAAGAUGCGCGCGGCGGAGGAGCAGCUCGAGAAGGAGCGGCAGCGGGCCAAGCUGGUGGAGGACGAGAUGAAGAAGGUGAAGCGCAAGACCAAGAUCGUGUACGAGCGCUACGGGGUGCUCAAGAAGCGCAAGAGCGAGACCGAGGAGCAGCUCAAGAAGGCCGAGCGCGAGGCGGGCGACCUGCGCAAGGCCAACGCCACCUUUGUCGAACGCAACGAGGCCCUGGACACGCAGCUGCGCGAGGCGGCCGAGCGCGCGACGCAGGCGGGGCUCGCCGCGGACAAGGCGCGGGCCAAGGCGCAGGCGCUGAAGCGGCAGACGCAGGAGCUGGUCCUGUUUCGCGACCGCCAGACCGAGCGCGUGGCGGCGCUCGAGGGCGAACGCGACGAGGCGCGCGUUGCGUUGGAGGCGCUCGACGCGCGGCUGCGCGAGUGUGGCGAGGAGCGCGACCGGCUCGCCGAGCGCGCGGCGGCGCUGGAGAAGCACAACCGGGAGCUCGUGGCGCGGGCCGAGCGCGCGGCGGCCGACGUCGAGAAGGCCAACGUGAAGCUGGCGCGCAAGGCCGACGUCAUCGCCCAGCUCACAGCCCAGCUCAAGCGCAAGCGCGAAGCCGAGGAGGAAACCGACAAAGAAGAAACGCCCGACAAGAAGAAGAAGCGAACCGAAGACGAGAACGAAGAAGAGGAAAAGAACGAAGACGAGACGAGGAAGAAGAAGAAUGAAGACGACCAGGAGGGGGAGGAAGACGAGCUGGACGGAUCGCCGCCGAUGACGCUGACGGGCUUCACGUGUCUGACGGCGACGGCCUCGACCCAGGGCGACCCGCUGGCCAUGAGCACGCCGGGCUUCCCGCUGUCGGUUCCCCUCAUGGACAGCCAGGAGUCGGAGGACAUCUUCGGCGUGGAGGAGGUCGAGGAGGCCGAGCCCGUCCUCCCCGCCAGCCCGGCCAUGGGCUCCCAAUUCGACGACGACGACAACGGCGACAACGACGAGAAGCGCGGCGAUGACCACAAAGACCGCGAGUAA